CAUUGUGCGCGCGGGUGAGUACGGCGCGAAAUCACGUCGGGGACUGUGGUGCUGGCCUUGCCUCCUGUCCUCCCGCCGCUGCGCUUUGGAUUUUGCUCAUACCCUCGAGACAUUUCGAAGAGGAAGGUAUGGCCUCCGGGCUUCCGAUGGCCUGGUUCCACGAACCAGUGACUUUUGAAGAUGUGAUCCUGGGUUUUGACCCAGAGGAGUGGGGACUGCUGGACCUUGAACAGAAGUCCCUGUACAGACAGGUGAUGCUGGAGAACUACAGAAACCUGGUCUCCGUGGAACAUCAGCUUUCCAAGCCAGAUGUGGUAUCUCAGUUAGAGGAGGAGGAAGAGCUCUGGUCGGAGGAGAGAGGAAUUCCUCAAGACACCUUUUCAGGGCGUCCUAACGCUCAUUUGGACCCUCCAUUGGAUCCUCUUCCUGCUGGGGAGCCUCUGAUGGAGAUUGAAGUUGUUGAAGUCCUCACACUCAACAAGGAAGUAGCUCGUUCCCGGAACGCCCAGAUCCGGGCCCUCUAUGCUGAAGAUGAGGGCCUGAGCCCAGAGGUCCUCGGGGAGCCCGCUCAACCACCAGGCAGCCUUCCAGCUGACCCUGAGGCUGCACGCCAGAGGUUCCGGGGGUUCCGCUUUGAGGAGGUGGCAGGGCCCCGAGAGGCCCUGGCCCAGCUCCGUGAUCUCUGCCGCCAGUGGCUGAGGCCCGAGAUACACUCUAAGGAGCAGAUGCUAGAGGCGCUGGUGCUGGAGCAAUUUCUGGGUGUGCUACCAGGGAAGCUCCAGGUGUGGGUAGAGUCACAGCACCCAGAGGACUGCCAGGAGGCAGUGGCCCUUGUGGAGGAUGUGACCUGGAUAUCCAAGGAGGAAGCAUCAUCUGUCCUGGACCCCACCUGCUCUCUGGAGACCACAGCUCUGCAGGAGGAAAAGGAGGAGAACAAGACCACCUGCCCAGCAAAGGUACUGCCUGAGGAACCAGUGACCUUCCUGGAUGUGGCUGUGGACUUCAGCAGGGACGAGUGGGAACUGCUGGAGCCAACACAAAGGACUGAGUACCAUGAUGUGAUGCUGGAGACCUUCAGACACCUGGUCUCUGUGGGAUGGGAGACUACUCUGGAAGGCAAGCAGUUAACCCCAAAGUCUGUUCCUGAGGGAGAACCAGCCGGUGACCUGAAAGUGGACGGACUCUCAAGGGCCAAGGCCCAGUUUUCUACCUCAGAAGAGACCUUGCAGGGUGGAGCUCUGGAAGUUCAGGACACAGCACUGCAGCGCGUGGGGGUGACUCAGGAAGAAUCCCUCUCUCAGAAGCAGCACUGUGAAAGCCCCAAAUCCCAGACAAACACACAUCUUGCCACUAGCCACGUUUCACUCCAGAAACCUCGACCUAGGAAACGCUUGCGCAAGCAUAGCUCACGGGUUAAAAAGGCGACGCGUAAUUCACAUACAAAAAUUCAUCAGAAGAGCCGAAAAGGGGACAAAGCCAGGGAAAGUAGUGGUUGUGGGCUCCUCAGCUGGAGCACCCAGCAGGUUACAUUUACAAGAAUUCAUAAGGAGAGCCAAGUUUGCCGAUGCAGCGCAUGUGGUAAAACGUUCCGGAAUCCGAGAUACUUCUCUGUACAUAAAAAAAUCCACACAGGAGAGAAGCCCUACGUGUGUCAGGACUGUGGGAAAGCCUUCAUCCAGAGCUCCUCCCUCACGCAGCAUCAGAGAAUCCAUACUGGAGAGAGACCAUUUAAAUGUCGUGAAUGUGGGAGGACUUUCAAUGACCGAUCAGCCAUUUCCCAGCACCUGAGGACUCAUACCGGAGCCAAGCCCUACCAGUGUCAGGUCUGCACAAAAGCUUUCCGCCAGAGCUCCCAUCUCGUCAGGCAUCAGAGGACCCACACUGGGGAACGCCCCUACACUUGUAACAGGUGUGGAAAGGCCUUCACCCAGAGCUCACACCUCAUAGGGCAUCAGAAGACGCACAGUGGGGCGAAAUGCAGGAAGAAACACCGAUCUCCUAGUGCCAAAGCUUCUUGAAGAGAUGCUGCCUUUUCCUGUGUGUUAAUAUACACUCAAGGAUAUUUUUCCAUUGAUUUUUAG
This is a messenger RNA of Molossus molossus (Pallas's mastiff bat), 2081 nucleotides long. RefSeq names its product zinc finger protein 274 (gene ZNF274). The transcript is spliced from 8 exons. Gene Ontology annotation, molecular function: RNA polymerase II cis-regulatory region sequence-specific DNA binding; DNA-binding transcription repressor activity, RNA polymerase II-specific. The record is from RefSeq and is a predicted model, not a curated record. The coding region runs from base 129 to 2018 and encodes 629 amino acids. NCBI's taxonomy places the organism in Eukaryota, Metazoa, Chordata, Mammalia, Chiroptera, Molossidae. Gene Ontology annotation, biological process: negative regulation of transcription by RNA polymerase II.